AUGAAAGCUUGUCACACUCUGGUCUGCUUCAUCAUCCUUACAGCACAGCAGGAUGGUCGUGUCAAUGCAGAAACAGCCAGUCACAGAAAAAUGGAAGGAGAAGACAUCACACUUGAAUGCAGGUUCUAUAUCCGUGGAAGCAGGAGGCUCUUCUGUAAAGAAGAAUGUGAAAAGGGAAACAUUCUGAUUAGUACAACUGCUGACACAUUUCAGAGUGGCAGAUACAGCAUUCAAUAUGUCAAAAAAGGUGUUUCACAUACUAUGUAUGUGAAGAUCACACAGCUGAAACAGUCUGACUCAGGACGGUACAAGUGUACUUUGGACAGCACUUUGAAACCAGAUUAUUUUGAGAUAAUUGUCAUAGAAGCUGUAAAAACUUUAACAGCAGGCUCUACUCCAAAAGCUUUUUCAUCAUCAACCUUUCUCCUAUCAACCUCAACAACAGCAACAACAACAGCAGCAACAACAACACAAAGUUUCAACUUCAGUUUAGAAAGCUCUACAUCUUCAUCCUCCUCCACUGAAAUCCUGAACCAUCCUGAGACACCUGCAGGUCCAGAUAAGCCACUUUAUGUGAUUCUGAUUCUGGUCAUCAUGAUCACCCUCUUAUCAGCCACUUUGCUGAUUUUCUACAAGAAGAGGAAGGCCAUUAAACCUAAUGGACCUCCUGUAGAAACAGAAUACGCCAAUAUCACACAGAAUAACCGAGUGUGUGAAGAGAUAAGAGACGGCAGUUCACCUCCUGUGGAAGUGUCUUCAGCUGAUGCCUAUCCCAAAACCUGCCAGCGAGCUGGAGUUGAAAACCUUGAACUUUACAGCCUCAUCACCUAUUCUCAGAGUAAAGCUGAAAAUGACACAGAUGAAGUUGAUUACACUGAAGUGGAUUUUUCCCACAUGUCUGUAACCAACAGCGCCCUCUGUGGUAAAUCAGUUCAAGAAGUUAAAGCCAAGAGGAGAAGUGUAGAGCUGUAUGACGUGUAUGGGGGAGGGAGUCCAUCAUUGAGAGAAGUGAGAAGUUCCUGGUUUGUAAGACGAGCAAUAUUAUACGAUCAGACGGUCAAUAUGAAGACAGUAUGUGGCACUGUGGUCUGUUUCAUCUUUCUCACACUGCACGAUGGAAACACUGGUCAGGUCAAAAAAGGAAUUCCCACCUAUAGAGGAAUGGAAGGAGAAAACAUCAGAGUUGAAUGCAAAUUUUCUUACUCUGGAACCAAGAAGUUCUUCUGUAAGGGAAAAUGUGAAAAAGAAAACAUCCUAAUAGCAACAACAAAGAACUCCGCUAAAAAUGGCAGAUACAGCAUUCAGUAUGUAGAAAAAGGUUUUCUGUCAUCUGAUAUUCUGUAUGUGAGCAUCGCACAGCUGAAAAAGUCUGACAUGGGACCAUACAUGUGUUUUUCGAGUAAAACCUGGCUUGGUGAUCUGAGUCAUGAGUUUUAUAUUUUUGUCACAGAAGGCUCAAGAACAAAAACAGAAACAGCAACAACAACAACAAUACCAACAACAGAGAGUUCAGUCUUCAGUUCAGAAUGUGCUGGAGUUUCAUCAGUGUCCCCUGAAACCUCAAAACAGCCCGAGAGAUCGCCUGCAAGUUCAGGUAUGCUUCCUUAUGUGGGACUGUUUCUGGCCAUUAUGAUCAUCCUCUUCUCGGCAGCUUUGCUGAUUUUCUGCAAGAACAAGAGGGCCAGUAAACACAAAGGACCUUUGGAAAAUGAAAAUGGUGACAUCACACAGGUGAACCAGCUCUAUGAAGAGAUCAGAGAAAUGGACACUUUGUCUCCCCUGGGUGUGUCCUCAGCUUACACGUACCCCAAAUACUCCCAGUCACAUGGAUUUGAAAACAUAGACCUCCACAGCCUCAGCACCCCUCCUCAGAACAAAGCUCAAGACAACUCAAGUACUCUUCAUUACUCUGAAGUCGAUUUUUCCCACAUUCCUGCCACCAACAGCGCUCCAUCUCGUAAUGCAACUGAUGUUGUUUACUCCACACCUGUGGUACAUACCAGCCCUUCCAACCACACCAAAGAUUCUUCAUCUCCUCUGUACUCAGCAGUUAAAAAACGGUAUUAAUGCUGCCGAUGGCACCUUCCCUCUCACAAAGAUCAACAGGUGAUCGUAAUUCAUAGAAAAUGAGGUUCUUUUCUGCUUAUUUAAGUGAACUGAAUGUUCAAACAAUUAGCCUCAGAUUAAUUUAUUUAAUUAUUUAGUUAUAUCUACUUUAACUUAACAGACAACUAAUUGCAUGCAUACUUUUUGGAAACUGGAGUAUUUUUCAUUAAGAAAUACAGGAAAACCCAACUGACUUGGAACAUCCGUGGCUGUAUGAGAGCAUGCAGUGGUCUCAGGUCAGUCAGCAGGUUGUUCUUGGAGGGACAUCCAUAAAUGGAGUUAGCAAAACGGCUUCUUUCACAUGUAGAAAUUUACAUCAAGCGGUUUCUUUCUUGCCCAAACCUAACAAAACUGAGACUGAAAAGUGAAUAAUGGCAUGAAAAUCUGCACAAAACUCAAAAACAUUCUGUCAGAAAACCCUAAAGACAAGUUCCACUAGUGACAGUUUCCGUUUUCUUUCUGUUGGCAAUGUAAACAAGCAAAGAAAACAAACAAAAAAAACCCCAAAAAACAAGCAAAAAACAAAAAGAUGGGUGAAUUGAUUUAAAAUAUUAUUUUAAUAAAGCUUUUGGGAUUGCACUCUUCUUGCCCGAUUAUCCAGUGUUUUCUAUCAUGCUUGGCUCCCAUAAUCUCUAUAAAACAUGGCGCAGUCUUAUCGUCCAGGCCUGAAAAGUGAAGCUGAUUUGGAAGGUUCAACAAAUCCAGCAAAGCCAAACAUGUCAGACUUUAAUGUGAAGAUGCCUAAAUCCACAGCAGAAAUAAAAUGCAACCUGCCAUAAAAAACAAAUAAAUGACCAAAACACCAAAUUGAAUGAUAGGCGCCUAGCUUUGCUCACAAACCUGCUUGUUUGUGUAAUUUUGUACUGACACAAACACUGAAAGUACUGUGUUAAUUGUUUUUAUAAUCUUAACAAUAUCUCAGUUCUGUGGGUUAUUUAAUUUGCACAAGGAUCUUUAUGUUCUUAUUUUAUUUUGCUUCAUUGUGCUCAACCUGAUUUUUAAAUCUUAAUUAAAAUAAACAUGAACAUCGACAGUUUUAACUGUAUGGUCUUCAUUGUUGGCAAAAUACUUUUAUUAAUAAAGGUAAAUGGACUGGUUCUUAUAUUGCAAUUUUCUACUCUAUUUGAAUGCUCAAAGUGCUUUAUACAACAUGCCUCAUUCACCCAUUCACAGACAUUCAUUUGUUUUUCUACAUCUAAAUGGUUUCCAUCCAACAUUUACACACAUUUAUACGUAUGCAUGUUUCUGCUAUUAAUUCACUGAAAUACAAACUAUCCUCUAGUGCAAAUGUAGUAGUACAGGUCCUGUUGUGCCUGAUGAUUUUCCCCUCUGCAGCUCUAUUGUAACACAUGCUGAUGUUUUUAUUGAUAUUGUAAACUUAUUUAUGGGAUAACAUCUGUGUCUGUGUUAAGUCAGAUGGAAGAGGACUGUGCAGUGUUGUACUGCAAGACCUCCCUGUUCUAUGUGGUGAUGACCCAGCUAUAAACCUUACCAGCAUCUACAACACUGGUAUUUUUCCCAGUGAGGAAGCACUACAUCAUAGUCGACUGAUCAAAAACUGAUCAAGUCAAAGGCACCACCUAGUGGCGAUGUAGGAGAACUCAGAAACAGUAGUGUCGUAAAACAAAUUUUCACUUCCAUCUUUAUUCAUGAAUGGAUGCAAACACACCUUUGCCGCAUUCACCACAAGUUUCACUGAACGAGACCAGCAAAGUUGGAAAAGAGAAUAUGUGUUUGGUGCAGGUAAUCUAAUUUCUAAAAUCAAAAAGAGGAGGGAAAAGAAUCAAGCUUUCAAAUUUGCGUAGAAAGAACAAGAGAAAAAAAAGGUUUGCUUUCAAAUGUCAAACUACAAACUGCAUCACAAAGCCACAGUACUGUCUAAUAAUAGUACAGAGAACAAGACAGUAAAAUUAUUAAAAACUACUUUGUUUGCAAUGACUUUUAACUACUAACUCGCUCUAGCAUGCGAGCUCACAUCACUCCUAUUUUAUGUUCUUUACAUUGGCUCCCAAUAGAUUUUAGAAUUCGUUUUAAAAUUAUUGUUUUAACGUACAGAGCACUAAAUGGCCAGGCCCCAAAUUAUUUAUCCAAGCUUCUCACAAAAUACACUGCUGCUCGCCGUCUCCGCUCACAGACUCAGAGUUUGUUGGUUGCUCCCCGAACACGACUGAAGACGAAAGGGGGCGGAGCCUUUCAGUCUGUGGCACCAGGGCUGUGGAACAGUCUACCUCUACAACUACGUUUGGUUGACUCUGUGGAAUCCUUUAAAAAAACUUUACUGUUUAAAGAAACUUUCUGUUGACCAAUGCUUUUUACAUUUUUACAUUUUUAAUUUACAUUUAACCUCUAUAUUGUGUAUAUUGUGCAUUUUGCUAUUUAUCGUACUGUUUAUUUUAAUCUUUGUGUACAGCGCUUUGUGACUACC
Molecule: messenger RNA, 4531 nt
Organism: Oreochromis aureus
Lineage: Eukaryota; Metazoa; Chordata; Actinopteri; Cichliformes; Cichlidae
Exons: 14
Coding region: 1-2067 (688 amino acids)
Source: RefSeq, a predicted model, not a curated record